Rotaria sordida is the source of this 1509-nucleotide messenger RNA. NCBI's taxonomy places the organism in Eukaryota, Metazoa, Rotifera, Eurotatoria, Philodinida, Philodinidae. The record is from the annotation of a GenBank genome assembly.
AUGCAGACAAAAGACAAACCUAUUUCGAAUACUCAACGAAACAAAAAAGCAACAAAAAGAAUUAUUGUAGAAGUGGUAAUUGCUUUUAUUAUUCUCAUACCGGCAAUAGUAUUAUGUAUCUAUUGGAAACGAUUAAUUAUUAAUCGUAUUUUUAAAACAAUCUUACUUAAACCGAAUACAGAAGGUUAUGAUGCAUGGUUACAUCCACCAACAACUAUAACACGAGGUUAUCAUCUUUUUAAUAUAACAAAUCCUAUUGAAAUAGUUACUAAUCCUACUUCGACUACAGUACAUGUUAAAGAAACUCCAUCUUAUUCAUAUUCAUUAUCAUCGACUAAACAAGAUGUUCAAUGGUCAACAGAUAAUAAAUCAAUUAGUUAUUCAAUUCAUCGAUUAUUUACUCGUCAUCCAACACAAUUUAAUCCAUCAUUUGUUAAUGAUACAGGUGUAUUUCUUGAUUUAGUUCGAGCUAUUUUUCGAACACAAUUUCAAGCUAAAGCAUCACAAGCAUUUUAUGCUCUUGCUGGCAUGGAAACAUUUCCUCAUAGAAAUGCUGUUGAACAAUUAGAAGGAUUUACUUCAGAUUUAUUUAAAUCAAUUCAAGAUAAAAUGACUGGACCAAAUACAGCUAAAUCAGGUUUUAUUUAUCGAUAUAAUGGUAGCCGAUCAUAUAAUUAUACAAUCAAAUCAGGUUUGAUGGAAAAAGGUCAAGUACUUGCUUUUGCUAGUGAACAUAUUCCAUUUUCAUUUUCUUCACCAGAUUAUUAUGGUUUUCCAAUCUAUGAUGGUCUUACAUUUGUACCAAUGCUUUUUGAUAAACCAUCACUUAAUAUAUUUCAACCUGAUUUUUGUCGUCCACUUAAUGUUAAAUUUAAUAAAGUUCUAUCUAUGUUUGGAGGUAUUGAAGUACAUGAAUAUGUUAUAAAAUUAGUUGAUUUAAAUCAAUGUAACGAUGUAAAUGAUAUAAAUACAUGUCCAGAACUUGAUAAACUUGAUAUAUCACAAUGUAUAUCUGCUUCACUUCCAGAUAAUACAAUCUUUUUAUCAAAAGCACAUUUUUAUGGAAGUAGUAAUGAAACAAUCGAACAAAUGAAUAUUCAAGGUUUUACACCAACACGUGAUAAACAUGAAGCAUUGAUUUAUUUUGAACCAUAUUCUGGUACACCACUUCGUGCUCAUCAUCGUGUUCAACUUAAUAUUGAUGCUAUUAUUGAUCCAAUGAAAACAUCGAAUUUUGAAUCAGAACAACUUACACCAGCUGGACGUAAAGGUAUCAAACGUAUGAUACCUCUUGUAUGGAUUGACCAAGAAGUUAAUGUCAAUGAUGAAACUAUUCGUAUAUUAAGAAUGGUCCAUUUUGCUCUUCGAUAUGGACAAAUAAUUAUCAUAACAUUAGCUGUUGUCUUAAUCAUCAUUAUUAUUGUUGUUAUGGAAGUUAUUGCUAGACGAAAGGCUAAGAAUCAAAGAAUUGAACGUGGUGGUAAUCCUAAAUCAGACCCAUUCCUUUAA